UAUAUAUGUUUAUAAAAGAGUUCAAAAAUGUACAUUUUAUGUAAUGAAAUUAAGUCAGUGAACGCCAGAGUACUCUAACAUGCAAUUUCAGAAUGUUGUGUACUGUGGUAUAAGUUGGUGCUAUCCGAGACAGAUAUAUCCCGCGUUUGAACGUUUGUAACCGAGUACAUGUAAUUAGAUAGACAUUUGAUGAGGUGCAAUCUUUAACUAGAUUUAGAAGAAAUGAGAGUUUUAUUCGACUUGCGAUUGUAAACCAGUGGUAAACAUGCAAUGCAAAGCUGCGUAUUUGUGCUGCGGUGGGUAUGGUUUAUAAUGUUGAAAUGACUCGUGACUACAUGGUGACAUAAGAAGUUGUACGGAUGUUAUGACUUAUAUGUUACAUUUUGAAAAAAAUCAUGGUGACAAUAAUGGCGAUGGAAACCAAACAGUAACAUAUCAAUAGAAAGUGCAAGGACCCCCCGUUGAUUGGAAACAGACAACCGGAAAGACUGUGGCGUUAUCAAAUUGCUUUAUCAAAUUUUGAUAUGUAACGUUAUUAUCUAUUACAAACAAUAUUGUUACAGGUAAGGCAUGUGUGUGGUUAAAGGACUCCUUUACUCCUUUAUAUUGGAUGGGAGAGUUCAAACGGAAAUGGCUAUAUAUAUCAUAUAUUGUAAAAUAUUAUUAUAUUUUUGCAACACUUCGGAUUCUUACAUCAUUACGUUAUUUUCCAAAAAGAGUCUGGUGAGGAAUAUUGUGACAUAUUUAUAAUAUUCCCUGUUUUCUGUUCAAAAUUCCUAAAGGACGACAAACGGCGCUAAAAACGUCACAAUGUCCCCCACAAACCUCUGCUUGGAAAGUCUAUAAUUAUCAAGUUUUCCUCAAAAUUGUGUUGAUAUUGUUAUUAAUAGGAAGAUCUGAGGGGUCCAAAUAACGACGUUGUGUACAGUUGACUUAUUAAUAAAGGGCCGGCAAAUUCAGUGAAGUAACCAUUACUGUCGUCGAUAGGACGACCCUUUCUAUUCAGAUUCAGAAUAAACAUUUCUGCUAUAAUCCUGUCACACAGUCUCGACAAAUACAUUCAUUCCACCUUUGUACCUAAUCUUCUUCACUAACCUAAUAAAAAGGUCAUUUUCUUGAGCAAUCUAAUCAAUUAGCACCGGUUUGGAGGCCAUAUAACUUAUCGUCAGCCAGUUAAUCCAAUAAUGAGGACACUUCUUGCCACAGUCAGCACAGGUCCGACCGGUUUUCCGCGGCUUGGUCGCGACAAUUGUAGUAAAGCCACAUGUACGAAUUUAUGUGAACAAGCUACACGUCGGUUUGAACAGUUCUCCCAGUGUAACUGCUGCUGUUCCGAGAUUUUCCUACGUUGUGAUGAAACCUGAGACCAGGCGGUUAAGUCGUGCCUGGACUGGAUAUGAGUCGUGACGCACGCGUGCAUCGGUCCCAAUGACGCCAAAGAUCGCAUCAAAUUGUAUUUUGUAGCUGCCUGAGGCAAUGCAGACUGACUGUAUGGGAACACCGGAAAACGUCGCAACAGACAUGAUGCACACAUUAAAGACCAAACGGAAACUUUUGAAGAUCUUUCUGGUGACGAUUCUUGUCCUGGGUGCGGCUCAGGUCGCGUUCCGAUGCCAGAAGACCCCAAACCAAGACUGGGAGGAAGAAACCGCCAGCCGUUUGGAUGUUCUAUGGAAAAGGUUGCCCUUCGACAACACCGGGAACCAAUCUUUAGUUAUCAAUGCCUCCACUAACAGCCAACAGCCAACAAGACGGCCAAAAAUGAAGCUCCGGCUUCUGCCCAAGAACACGGCGAACAGGACAGGAGCUUUCUGCUUAGACGGCUCGGUUCCCGGGUAUUACUUCGAGCCGGGUGUUGGUGACGCCGUGAGGUCAUGGGUCAUCUACCUGCCAGGCGGCGAGGCGUGCUUCACGUUAGACAACUGUCGAAAGCGAGCAGUUCAGACCAAGGGCCUGGGGGCGGGCACCACCAGGAAAAUGGCCAAUACGACGAACGGUCACGGCUUGAGAAGUACAAAUAAAACCAUCAACCCGGACUUCUGGGACUGGAACAUGGUGGAGGUGGUCUACUGUGAUGGCUUCUUCUUCUCGGGGGACAGAGCCGAUGUGGUUGUGCACGACGGAAGAGAGUUGUACUUCCGGGGCAAGCGGAUAUUACAGGCUGUGGUUGAUGACCUUUUGAGCAGAGGCCUGGCUCAAGCCACUGACGUCAUAUUCCACGGAUUUUCAGCCGGUGCCGCGGCGGUGUUGAGGCAUGCCUCCUGGGUUCGACACAAGCUGCCCGAGACCGUGAACUUCAAAAUCUUCGUGGCGUCGGCGGCCCUCCCGAUGUUACCUAACGUCCGCACCGGGACUUACUUUAAAGAGACAACGUUAGUCCCGGCCAUCAGGAUGCACCACGCGGCCAGAUCUGCCCCAGAAGCCUGCCUCAGAGAAGCGGACCCUAGCGGUUUGACGAUGAAGUGCCACGAGCCGUUCAACCUGCUCCGGUACCAGGAGGCGGACCUGUUCGUGGCCGGGUACGUGUACGACGCCUGGCUCCUGGACAACAUCUUGGAAGCCAGGUGCACUCCCAAGACGUGCAAAGGAGCGAGCGAGCAAGUAGGGCUGAAAAAUGUGAGCCUCGAAAUCUCCGAAACUCUUCCAAGUUUGUUGAAACCCCAGGAUGGACUGUACAUGGUUAACUGUAAGAAACAUUUCAUAAUUACGGAUCACAACACGUGGAGCGCGGGGGUGCUGUUGGGAGGAAUGACGGCUGCAAAGGCGUUUACUGACUGGUUCCACGGACGGGGGAACAACCAUAAACACAUGGACUGUGUCACGUUCCAAUGCUACCCAAACCCAACAUGUCGGAAAGCAAAGUUGUGACAGACCUGAUAUAGCCUUAUCUUUAUUCUUGGUAGAACAAAAGACUGUAUUUAGAUUGUAUGUGCCCAUGUAAUUAUGUCUACUGUGAACAAGUGCCAAAAUUUGUUGUUACUGCUGACUUGUAGUCCAGCGUGAGUUGAAGCACACUGUGACGUAAACCUCUUCAGUUUAUGCCUUCGCGUGAUGUCAACAUUAUAUGUUUUAAGCAUAGUGAUAUACAGAAGCAGCAUAAACACUGUUGUAUAUAUCUUCAACCAAUAGUACACAAACGUGUCAAAAUGUUACAGGUGUGAGUACAAGCCAUAAAACACCUUAAGUUGUCCUUCCUUUCAAGGCGUGCUAACAGGUCAUGUGAAAGGUGACCGAAGCCACAUACCUCCAUAGUAAACGUGUCUCAUAAAACGGUUUGUUGUAAACACGCCUCUGUCGUAAACAUGCCUAUUUGUGUUCUACCUGUAUAUUUGGGACAGGAACCCGACAAAGAGAGUCUUGUAUAGACUGUGCUCAUAGGACAAAGAAGUCUUGUGUACACAUAGCCACUGACAUCCUAUCUAACACUGUCCAGACUGGUCGGACAACCCUGUCCCAGAAACCAUUUGUCCGCUGCAACAGUUUUCUGCCGACCCUUGAGUGGCUGCAAUUGCUGAAUCCAAGUCCAUUGUAACUUCUUUAGAUUAUAACUGUGAAGAGUAUAUUUCCGGCUAUCCAAACCAUUUCCUCCUGUGUUCUCCUCUAGACGUCGUGACGGAGCCGAGUAAACUUUAUGAGGGAAACGGGUAUGACGUCAGGUCGAAAACUAGUUUACAAGUACCUGAUCGAACAAACGAGUUGUUUGCCAAUGGCUGAUAAAUAAGACAUCCAGGUGAGUUUACCUUCCUCACCUGCCCCGUGCCCUGACAGGAAGUAGCUACUCAAGAACCCACGCUUGACUCACCUUUACAACCGGAAGGAAAUGACGUCACAUAAUGCAGAUGUUAAUGCGGCAUCACAGGAAGUUCAGGAAAGUAUAAGUUUGUCAAGUUUCUGGCAAAUUUCAGACGAGAGGGGACUGGCAAAGCAAAAGGACGUCACAAGCGAGGCGAGACAACUGCAGAUCGCGGAUCAAACGAACAGUUUGAAGAGGCAAGAAAAGUCUUCAUAAGGACAGCAAAACUUCACAAAAUGAACUCCACUGUGAUGUUUGGGCACCUUGUGCAGACGAUGUCGGAGGAAAGGCGACCGAAGUCCGUCAGGGCACACCAGACCAGCCCGGCGACGACAGAGAGGACCCAGGCCCGCCACGGCUCUCCCGUUGUCCGCCGCUUCCUCGCAUCGCUGUCGAGAUCGGCGUCUUCCGCAAGCUAUGAGCGGCAAAGGAACUGAGCUGGACGUUCUUACUAAGUUAUUUCUUACAUCAGCACGGAGCUGCGUUUCUGUUGCGCCUUUUAUGUUGCCACCUUUGAAAGGGGUUGUUAGGUCCGAAAAACAACUUAUUUCAGCCUCAUAAGUAAGUAAAUGAAAGAACUAGUAUGAUGGUACCAUAAUGUAUUUUAACACCGUACGAUGAAACUAUACAUACAUGCAUCGAAUGGCAUCUAAGUACCGUUGUCUCCCUGUCCUAUAACAAUUAUUUAUGCUUUGUAUGUAUGUAUGUACUAUGGGUGUCUUAAAAGCUAAAUGUAUACAGAAUGCUCAAAGUAAAUGACCAAAAGACUGCGGAAAAAUGGAAAUGA
Branchiostoma floridae (Florida lancelet) is the source of this 4580-nucleotide messenger RNA. Its product is annotated as pectin acetylesterase 11-like. The transcript has 8 exons. The coding region runs from base 1477 to 2868 and encodes 463 amino acids. NCBI's taxonomy places the organism in Eukaryota, Metazoa, Chordata, Leptocardii, Amphioxiformes, Branchiostomatidae. Gene Ontology annotation, molecular function: hydrolase activity. The record is from RefSeq and is a predicted model, not a curated record.